Molecule: messenger RNA, 1090 nt
Organism: Miniopterus natalensis
Lineage: Eukaryota; Metazoa; Chordata; Mammalia; Chiroptera; Miniopteridae
Gene: BCL2L14
Product: BCL2 like 14
Biological process (GO): regulation of extrinsic apoptotic signaling pathway
Source: RefSeq, a predicted model, not a curated record
AUGUGCACCACCAGCACGUGUGACCUGGAGGAGAUCCCUCUGGAUGAUGACGACCCAGACAGCAUCGAAUUCAAAAUCCUGGAGUUCUAUGCCAAACACCACGUCUUCAAGAGUGCGUCUUCAGUCUUCUCCCCAAAGCUGCUGAGGACAAGAAGUUUGUCCCAGAAAGGACUGGAGAGCUGGGCAGCAAAUGAUUCAUGGACACAGGUGUCAUGGCCUUGCAGAAGUUCCCGAUCUAGUGAGAAGCCCGUAAGCCUUGCCAAGAAAAAGUCCUCCUGGAGGACGCUCUUUGGAGUCGCAGAGAAGGAUGAGGGUUCCGAGAGCACACCUGCGGAGAUACACCUUCAGGGGCUAAGGAGAGCGGAGUUCCAGGGCCCUCCCGCUCAGCGAUGGCCUAGGUCCCUGUCCAACGUGGAACAGGACUUAGGGGUCGAAGCUGUGGACCCCAAAGUUGCUUCCAUUGCCAACCGCGUUGCUGAAAUUGUUUAUUCCUGGCCACCUCCAGAAGAGCACACCCAGGGAGGAAGCAUCAAGUCCAAAGGGAACCUUGUACCACAGGCCCUCUUUUACUCGGAGGGCCUGAGCAACCAAUCUCCAGCUGCAAGUGCUAAGAAAGACCUAGAUGACCAACUAAUUGCCAAAAUCGUUGAGCUGCUGAAAUACUCAGGGGAUCAGCUGGAAAGAGAGCUGAAGAAAGACAAGGCUUUGAUGAACAGCUUCCAGGACGGGCUGUCCUACUCUGUUUUCAAGACCAUCACCGACCAGUUCCUAAGAGGUGUAGAUACCAGGGGAGAAUCAGAGGUCAAAGUUCGGGGCUUUAAGGCUGCUCUUGCCAUAGACGCCACGGCCAAGCUCACUGCCAUCGACAACCACCCCAUGAACAGGGUACUAGGCUUUGGAGCCAAGUACCUCAGAGAGAACUUUUCGCCUUGGGUCCAGCAGCACGGUGGAUGGGCAAAAGUACUUGGGAUAUCACUUGAAGAAGUAGACUGAAACAUCAGGAGGUGUGUAAUCUGGAAUACUCAUGGGUCAACCGUGGUCCUGUGUACCUCAGCCUCAGCACAGACUCCAGGAGAAAAUAGAAGUGCAC